AUGAACUACAAGGAUUUCUUGGUCAUCCUCUCAACAACCUGUGCACAGAUUAUGGGAUUUACAACAUUGCACUUCCUGAUUGAACCUUCAGAUGCUGUCACUACACGGGGAAGUAACAUUUUGUUGAAUUGUACGGCAGAAUCAGAUCAAGGAUUUCCUGUAAUCAAAUGGAAAAAGGAUGGUGUCUUUUUAAACUUGGCAGUGGAUGAGAGAAGGCAACAGUUUUCCAAUGGAUCUCUUUUGAUAGAAAAUAUUGUCCAUUCCAGACAUCAUAAACCUGAUGAAGGCCUUUAUCAAUGUGAAGCAUCAUUAGAAGGAACUGGAGCUAUCAUCAGUCGAACAGCCAAAGUUUCAGUAGCAGGUCCACUGAGGUUUCUGUCCCAGACAGACUCUGUCACAGCAUUUGCAGGUGACACCGUUUUAUUAAAGUGUGAAGUUGUUGGUGAACCUAUGCCUACAGUCCAUUGGCAGAGGAACCAAGAAGAUCUACUUCUGAAUCCUGGUGACACUCGAGUAGCUAUUUUGCCUUCUGGAUCUUUACAAAUCAGUCGAAUUCAAGUAGGGGACAGUGGAAUCUAUAGAUGCCUUGCCAAAAAUCCUGCCAGUUCAAGGACUGGAAACGAAGCAGAAGUCCGAGUUUUAUCAGAUCCUGGUUUGCACAGGCAGCAAUUUUUUCUUCAGAGACCAUCCAAUGUGGUGGUUGUAGAAGGGAAAGACGCCAUUUUGGAGUGCUGUGUUUCAGGUUAUCCAGCCCCAGCAUUUACGUGGCUGCGAGGAGAUGAAUCAAUCUCAUUCAGAUCCAAAAAAUAUUCACUGUUGGCUGGCAGUAACUUAUUGAUUUCUAAUGCAACGGAUGAUGACUCUGGAAGUUAUAUCUGUGUGGUCACGUACAGAGAUGAGAAUAGUAGUGCAUUAGCUGAAUUAUCAGUACUGG
Crotalus tigris (Tiger rattlesnake) is the source of this 934-nucleotide messenger RNA. RefSeq names its product netrin receptor DCC-like. The transcript has 5 exons. The annotation marks the transcript as partial. The record is from RefSeq and is a predicted model, not a curated record. Lineage: Eukaryota; Metazoa; Chordata; Lepidosauria; Squamata; Viperidae.